AUGCCCAAGCCCUGCAAAGCCUCGAUCAUCAGGCCCCGUUCCGGUAUCACUCUGCGCGCCUCUGGUUCCUGCGGACUGAACGCCUUCGUUUGCGCCAAUGAGGUAUUCGCCAGCGACAACUCCGCACCCUUGUCUCGUAUCCCCCACACUCCUCCUACGUCAGCUCGCCAGCUUAUCUACAUUUUGUUGUCUGUUCGCAUUGCCUGUGGAAGCGUCCUCUCAGUCUAUACUGUCAUUGAUGAGGUGAAAAUCCUCACGAUGGGUGGCCUUGACGAUGCUAACUGCACCCACAUACAUCAUACUGACGCCUAUCAACGCUUAUUUCAUGACCAGAGUCCGGAGAUCCUCAUACCCACGGCCACGUCCCAGUCCACUUCACUGGAUAAUGGCAUGUUCCUAACUGGUCUUCAUUGUGGAUUGCGAUACAAGCUCAAUUCAACUCCAAUGGCGACCUCCAACCUUGACCUUUCGUCCCCAGACCACCGGGAGUUUCCUCUCGCCCUUUUUUCAGUCUUACGCGUCCAGCUCGUCCUCAUCCUCCUCGUCCCCACAACUUUAUACCUCUUUCACUCCAUCCGCAAAGACUACCAUGCCUUCCUCGCCCUGGGUCCCGGCGGCACCCCGUCCACACCAGCAGGAUACCUGCGCAUCUGCAUUCUCCGCCUCUUCGCCCUCCGCAACCCCUUCGACCCGCCCUCCAUUCCACAAACGCUCCACCCCAAAACCGGCUGCUUGACCCUUUCAAGCAUCCCAACCCGGCGAGGGCCCCGUCCAACCGUAGCAGGAAUCGCCCCGCAGCGCCAGCUAACCCAAAAGCCUGGGCCCGCAAUGUACGAUGCCCUAGCUUCGGAAAUCCACCGUCUAGCCCUCGAACACCCUAGCAGCCUCUACACCGCAACCUCCUGCUUCGAGAAGCACAGCACAGGCAUCUUCUACCGUCUCCCCACAAUAACAACCACAAACUCCACCAGCAGCAAGAGCCCUAAAACAUCUUCCAACACCCAUAACCACCGCAUCACCUGCAACGGCGAGGUCUGCCACUCUCACCCCAGUGACGGGAGCCUACACCUUACCUUACACCCGGCGGACGUGAAGGUCGUUCUUGAGCGCGGCUGGGCCCAGCGGCACCCAAUAGCCAGGGAUAGCUGGUGGUGGGUGACGCGGAUUGUCCCAACGGGGUUCGUGAUGAUCUAUGCGCCGAGGAAUGAGGAGGAGUUGAAGGUUGUUGUGGAGAUUAUAAGGGCUGCUGCGUGGUGGGUUGGGGGGAAGGAGGACUUGAACUGA
Molecule: messenger RNA, 1284 nt
Organism: Aspergillus mulundensis
Lineage: Eukaryota; Fungi; Ascomycota; Eurotiomycetes; Eurotiales; Aspergillaceae
Exons: 3
Coding region: 1-1284 (427 amino acids)
Source: RefSeq, a predicted model, not a curated record